AAUCCUUAGAAGCCAAAACGAUUUAUCCUUCACCCCUGCCGGUGCCAGAACAUCCCCAAAACCCCAAUCAACAAGGACACGAAUUUCAGUCGCCGAUCGGAGAUGAAGGUGGUGGCAUUGGUGAGCGGCGGCAAGGACAGUUGCUUCGCCAUGAUGAAGUCUAUUCAAUACGGCCACGAGAUCGUAGCGUUGGCUAAUUUGAUGCCUGCCGAUGAUUCCGUGGACGAGCUUGACAGCUACAUGUAUCAAACUGUUGGACAUCAAAUUAUUGUUAGCUAUGCAGAAUGCAUGGGAGUUCCAUUGUUUAGAAGGCGAAUUCAAGGAUCCACAAGGCAUCAAAAGCUUAACUAUAGAAUAACUCCAGGUGAUGAAGUGGAAGAUAUGUAUAUUUUGUUAAAUGAAGUGAAGAGGCAAUUACCUUGUGUCACUGCAAUAUGCUCUGGUGCCAUUGCAUCUGACUAUCAAAGAUUGCGGGUAGAGAGUGUUUGUGCAAGGCUAGGACUUGUUUCUCUAGCAUAUUUGUGGAAACGAGAUCAAUCAUUGCUUCUACAUGAAAUGAUAAACAAUGGAAUUUUGGCCAUCACGGUGAAGGUUGCUGCAAUGGGGUUGGAUCCUGUGAAGCACUUGGGCAAAGAACUAGCAUCUUUGGAUUCAGAUCUACAUAAGUUGAACAAAUUAUAUGGGAUCAAUGUAUGUGGUGAAGGUGGAGAAUAUGAAACGUUGACCCUUGAUUGCCCUCUUUUUAAGAAUGCUAGGAUUGUGCUCGAUGAAUACAAAGUUAUGAUGCACUCGUCAGAUUCCAUAGCACCAGUGGGGAUCCUUCAUCCUGUUUCCUUCCAUUUGGAGUAUAAGGCAAAGACCUCUUCUGUUGGUAUCUGUGACAACAGCAAGUCAGUUGACGAUGAGAAAAUGGAUCUUCUAUUUGAAAUACAAGGAGAUUGCUUUAACAGUUGCGACACAUUACAGUCUAUUGCUGAUGCCACUGGUGCCAGUAAUAUACUUGAUGAUGUUCCAGAUGACAGACUUCAAAUUUCUUGUUCAAGGAUGCACAAUACAUUUUCGAUUUGUUGCUGGUUGCAAGAUUCAUGCGGCACUUCUCAAGGUCUGCAGGAUGAUCUAAAGACUGUUCUUAGGAAAAUAGAAUCAGAACUUCUAGGACGCGGUUUUGGAUGGAAAAAUGUGCUUUAUAUUCAUCUUUAUCUUGCUGACAUGGAUGCAUUUGCUUUAGCUAAUGAAGCAUAUGUCAGUUUUAUAACACUAGAGAAGUGCCCUUUUGGCGUUCCAUCACGCAGUACAAUUGAAUUACCUCUACUGCAAGUGAAAUUAGGACAUGCAUAUAUUGAAGUUCUGGUGGCGAACGACCAAACGAAAAGAGUUCUUCAUGUUCAAAGUAUAUCAUCUUGGGCGCCUAGUUGCAUUGGACCAUAUAGCCAGGCAACUUUGCAUAAGGAAAUCCUUUACAUGGCUGGACAAUUGGGGCUUAACCCUCCCACUAUGACACUUUGUAGUGGAGGUGCUACAAAUGAACUGGAACAAGCAUUAGAAAAUUGUGAAGCAGUGGCAGAAUGUUUUAACUCUUCAAUAUGUACUUCUUCUGUUAUAUUUGUCACAUAUUGUUCUACUCAUAUUCAACCAGAGGAGAGAAGGAAAAUACAGGACAAGUUGCAUGGUGCACUCGAGGAAAUGAGGCACUCCGAUAAAGAUAGUUUGUCAAAAGCGCUUGAUACCAUUUUUCUAUAUAUUAAUGUACCCAAUCUUCCUAAAGGAGCACUUGUUGAAGUAAAGCCCAUUCUAUACGUUCAGGAGAACGUAGAUACAGUAACAGAAAUUGUUCACGACUUACCGAAGUUACAUACCCCUAGAUAUUGGGGUUUCCAGCAUGAACACUGGCACAAUUCUUGCAUUCAGAAAUGCGUUGUUAAUGGGAAGAUAUGUGCAGUUGUGUUGUCCGUGACAAAUGAACUUGCUCGGAAUAUUUGUUCUUGCUCGCUAGGAAAUCUGAUUACCGAGGAGCACUUGGAAUUGGUUUCCAAGUUUUGUAUUUAUCUUCUCAACGAAGUUCUCUUGGAUAGCGCCUUCUUUUGGGAAGAUAUAAAGAAUUUAAGGUUCUACUUCCCAACAAACCUUAAUAUUACUCUGGAGGUUGCUUCACUCAUAUUCUCACGUGCUUUCAAUGAACUUGCGGAGUCAAAUCCAACUGUCGAUGUUGGUCGGUUCUUCAACCUCAUCCCAGUCUUGGGUGCAGGACGGACACCAACAUCCAUGGAUAAUAUAUUGACUUGCGAAUUAUUUGCUCAGAAAUCCUGAGACCAAGUGCCCAACUGCUGCUAUUCUCUUGCUUUCAAUUAUAUCUCCUCAAGUUUACACGAACGAAGUGAAAAAUGAAAUUUGCAGAUUCUUGGUUAUAUGAGGUACGUCAACUCCCUUCAAGGCAAACUCUUAUCUAUAUAGUUUUUCCUCCUAAAAGAUAUAGAUAUAUAACUUAAAUUGAUUUUGUAUUAUUAUCCUAUUGUUAUUGUAAUUUUGUACCAAUUUUCUUUAGGGAAAAAAAAAGGAAAAAAUUGUUGAUUGAAAUUCUGUACCACCAAUCAUUUGUUUAGUACAUAUUUCAAUGUGAAAGGAUCUUAAUAUUUUCGAUGCAUCGAAAGUGCUUUGCUCUGGAAUAGACAUUUUUGUUCAUGUUUAGGCUCGAAUUUUGACAU
This is a messenger RNA of Momordica charantia (bitter melon), 2702 nucleotides long. RefSeq names its product endoribonuclease. Gene Ontology annotation, biological process: protein histidyl modification to diphthamide. Gene Ontology annotation, molecular function: diphthine-ammonia ligase activity. The record is from RefSeq and is a predicted model, not a curated record. NCBI's taxonomy places the organism in Eukaryota, Viridiplantae, Streptophyta, Magnoliopsida, Cucurbitales, Cucurbitaceae.